UCUCCCCCUCUUCGAGAAAUCAAUAUCAUCGUCAUCGACCACCGCACCGCCCUCCUCCGUCAUCGCAGCCCAAAGCUCACCCGUUCCGACGAGUGUGCUUUUUUUGCCCCGCGCGACCAUUCGCCGGUUCCCAACAAUCGGGAACGCGCUAGAGUCCUGGCCAGCUCUUCGAGGUUUCCUCGAUCAUCCCUCGCAGACCCUGUAUGGACUGCGGGAGUACUGGCAACGCUGCGGGCAUCGACCCCAAAAUCCUCGAUAACUGGCAAACUGACAACUUUCCCAUCUCCGCUUACGAGCAUCCCGGCUACGAACAACCGCUAGAGUGGGACACCAGCCAGGAAUCCAGCCAGGGUGAUGCGGAUAUUCUCGAUAUGAAUGGCCUCCAUGGCCUCCCACGAGAUCAGUCGGGGGUCGCCAUGGUCGGACAGUCGGACGACUACCAGGGAAGUGAUUACAGUAAACAACCAGGAACUUCCACCCCCGACAAGUUCAGCAUAGUCGAUGGCACCAUUUCGGGCACCGUCAGUGCGACUAUCAGCCCCCGAACGCUGCCUUCUUCCGCCGAUGACAACUUCCAUCUGGAUGAGUCAUGGCCGCCUUUCCACCUUUUUAACGCCAUCUCGGUUGGCAUCCCCGGCGAAGCUGGCCUCCUCUACCCAUACGCCAAGGAACCCGUCGCCUCUACCAACACGGUGAUCGUGGAAGACUCUGGGGACUUGCCUCAGGGACAAGGAUUUCAAGAUGUCUCCUCCGACCAGUUUGUGCCGUUCCAAGCACUCCCACCGGCGUUUUCCUUCCCUCCCACGGAAUCCUGGUCUGAGCCCCCCACCGCUGCCGCUGAGAACAUUCCCCACCAGUCUCCGAUUUCGCUUCCGAUGGGCCCGCAGCCGGCAAACAAGGGCCUUUCAAUGCGCAGCUAUCAUGGACAUGUGCGGUCUCUGGAUUCGCGCUGGCUAGAUAGCUUGGAGGCCCAAUUACCGAGCAACAUGACCUCCCCUGCGUCGAUGUCAAUGCCGCAGGAGUCCCCCUACUUCAAAGAAGAACCGAAAGGUCAAGACGGGUUUCAGUAUAAGUCGGAGAGUUCGUCCGUAUCCGGGGAAAUCUCCACUGUGUACGACCCUUACUCGAGCACUACGGAUGGCAUCACAGCCUUUGCCGACCGCCAGCUGGACGAUGAAUGGAGGGAUGCGCGAAACGAUGAUUCGCCGUCAGACACAGCACAACCCCUCCAGAAUGCCACCGCUUUCAUGGUCAGCGAGAACCCAGCAGAAUCAUACUAUGUUCCGGUUGAUUCUCAGCCGAGAACUUCGUCUGCCGCUCAGCGAGGGCCGGCGCGGCCACAGGCUCUAGCCAUGCAGUCGGUCGCUACUGUUCGAAAGCGCAAGCAGCGUAACCUCAGUGUGAACUUGGAUCAGACACAACCCAAGCCAUUGCAGAUCGUGCAAGAAGACGGUCAGGGCGGUUCUAUCGCUUCCGCCGAUUUCAUUUCUCCGCCCCGUGGCGCGCGCCGCAAGGGGCCUCUCUCCAUGGUCGGAAGGGCAAAUGCUGGAUUGCGAAGAAAGAACAAGGACACGUGUGUUCAGUGCCGAUUGAACAAGCGCAAGUGUGAUGGGAAUGCUCCGUGCGAUGCAUGUCGCCCUACGCUGCAUGAGCAGCCGUGCGCUCGCGCCUGCUUCUCCAGUAUCGUCGAAUAUGGUGUCUGCAAUUAUAUCUCCCAACGAGCGGUCAAUCAUCCCACCCUGGAUGGAAUGAGACGAGUGCGGAUGGAGAUUCCUUCUGAAUUCGAUCUCAAUGAUCUGAUCUCAUUCCUUGGAGAGCGCCAAGGACGAUUCAACAUCCGUGCCAGCCAGUCCUGGGGGUCUCUCUAUACCCUCGACUUGGCGGAGACUUAUCGGUUUCUGCGUGGCUUAAGCGAAUACAACGGCAACUCCAAGUCGACCUUCCUCGAGUUCGUCGACCGACGGCUCGUUGAGUCUAAGGACAAAUCAAAGAAUUGGUUCACUUGCGUGAAAGACUGCGACCCAAUGACCAACACUUACACUCUGCUCUCGAAGUGGAACAAUAUGCCUAGCCGUGCGAGCUACAGCUUUGUCCCUCUCCAGUCUGGUGACUCAGAGAGACCGAUGGAUAUCGACAACCCGGAAGAUCGACGGGAAAUUCUCAUGGCAGCCCAGUUGUCGCGCAUCAUCUGUCGGAUGCUCGAAGUUGAAGGGUUCCGCAAGCUGGAACGCGACUUUUACAAUAUCAAGUGGAAACAGAUCUCUCAGGAUACGCACCUGCGAUUCCUUAACGAACUCGGCCACAUUCUGCUGACUCUCCGUUGGCGAAUGUCCUGGUGGAAGCAACUGGGGGAUGGCGGCCGCGAACCCGAUCCCAGCAAACAGCACUAUGUCGACCGGGUUCAUCUACUGUGCAGGAUUCUUUACGUGUACUACACUUGUGUGAUGGCGAAGCUCCCUUCGUGGUCCGCUUCAGAAGUGCCAAAGGGGACGUGGUCGACGUACGCCGACUCGGAGAAUGCCGUCUGGGAUGAUUUUCCUAGCGACCCCACUGACGACGGCUUUGCUCGCUGGGUCGACCGCGGACAGGAGCUGAUCGAGCAGUCCGGAGCCCCGAUCCGGGUAUCGAAGAUGUGAACAUGCCUCUCGCAUCCCACCAAACCAAGAGGACGACGAAAAGAAGAACUGCCGGAUUUGACUGAUACUGCACCUGAGAUACCCUUUUUUUGAAGCGUUUUUUCCUUCUACACUUUGAUGAUUGAUGAUUGUUGAUCUGGCCAUUGAGUUUCGGGCAUGGAUAUAUGUGGUUAUGUACUAUUUUGGACAUAGAC
This is a messenger RNA of Aspergillus homomorphus CBS 101889, 2830 nucleotides long. RefSeq lists its product as uncharacterized. Gene Ontology annotation, biological process: regulation of DNA-templated transcription. The transcript has 5 exons. NCBI's taxonomy places the organism in Eukaryota, Fungi, Ascomycota, Eurotiomycetes, Eurotiales, Aspergillaceae. Gene Ontology annotation, molecular function: zinc ion binding; DNA-binding transcription factor activity, RNA polymerase II-specific. The record is from RefSeq and is a predicted model, not a curated record. Bases 204 to 2636 code for a protein of 810 amino acids.